Messenger RNA from Trematomus bernacchii (emerald rockcod), 3070 nucleotides. RefSeq names its product phosphatidylinositol glycan anchor biosynthesis, class U (gene pigu). The record is from RefSeq and is a predicted model, not a curated record. Lineage: Eukaryota; Metazoa; Chordata; Actinopteri; Perciformes; Nototheniidae. The coding region runs from base 29 to 1336 and encodes 435 amino acids. Gene Ontology annotation, biological process: attachment of GPI anchor to protein; protein localization to cell surface. The transcript is spliced from 12 exons. Gene Ontology annotation, cellular component: membrane; GPI-anchor transamidase complex.
GGCGGAGUGGGUUUCCUUCCUUGUCAAGAUGGCGGCUCCUUUGACACUACUUUUGAUUGUAGCUGUUACUAUCCGUGCAGCCCUGUACAGAUCCAGUUUAGCGGACCUAAUUUCGGAAAGAGUGGAGGUGGUAUCUCCGCUGACAGCCUGGAAGAGAGUUGUUGAAGGUUUGGCUCUGCUUGACUUGGGAGUCUCGCCGUACUCUGGAGAUGUUUUCCAUGAGACCCCACUCAUCAUUUACCUCUUUCACUUUUUGGUGGACUAUGCAGAGAUAACAUUUAUGUUGGCAGAUGUGAUCACCGCUGUGGCUCUCUACCUGACAGUGAAGGAGUACAACAAGCAAGUGUUCAGAAAGCAGAAAUAUGCCUUGGAGGCCGAUCGCUAUCCCCUCGACUGUCUGGAGCUCAUCAGAAGCCCCAAAGAAAUGUUCUACAUCCCUCUGAAGGUCGCUAUGUUUUACCUGUUGAACCCGUUCACCAUCCUGUCCUGCGUGGCCAAGUCGACCUGCGGCCUGAACAACGCCGUCCUCUCCCUCUUCAUCCUCUCCACAGUCAAAGGAAAUGUGUUGCUGAGUGCUAUAUUUCUGUCCUUGGCCACGUACCAGUCCAUCUAUCCUCUCACUCUGUGCGCCUCAGCGCUGCUCUAUCUGAUGCAGCGUCAGUACAUCCCGGUGAACUUCAGGCGUGCCAGCUUCUGGUGGUUCAUCGUUCAGUACGCCUUCAUGUACCUGGGCAGCCUCUUCGUCAUCGUCUGCCUCUCCUUCUUCCUGCUCGGCUCCUGGGACUUCCUGCCGUCCGUCUACGGCUUCAUCCUCUCAGUUCCUGACCUGACCCCCAACAUCGGCCUCUUCUGGUAUUUCUUCGCCGAGAUGUUUGAACACUUCCGCCUCUUCUUCCUCUGCGUCUUUCAGAUCAAUGUUUUCUUCUACACCAUCCCUCUGUCCAUCAAACUCAAGGAGCAUCCAGUGUUUCUGAUCUUUAUGCAGUUGGCUGUGAUCUCCAUCUUUAAGUCCUACCCCACUGUGGGAGACAUCGCUCUCUACAUGGCCUUCCUGCCUGUGUGGAGUCACCUGCACAGAUUCCUGAGGAACAUCUUCCUGGUGUGCUGCGUGCUGCUCACCUGCUCCGCUCUGUUCCCGGUUCUCUGGCACCUCUGGAUCUACGCCGGCAGCGCCAACUCCAACUUCUACUACGCCAUCACACUGCUGUUCAACGUGGCACAGAUUCUGCUGGUGUCAGAUUAUUUCUACGCCUUCUUGAGGAGGGAACACCAUCUCUGCUAUGGACUGUAUCUGAAGAGGAAAGAUGGCUCUGAGGCUACCUUGGUCCUUAAAUAAAACACACACACAUAACUAUACACACAUUCACAAACACAUCACCACCUGGCUGGCAGCCCCCAGGAAGGGAGACUGCUCGGGGUCUCUUUUAUCCUCAAAGGGAACAAACAAGCUGCGGAGGAUGAAAGCCACGCUCAGACAGAACCUUUGGACACAUGCAGAAAGUGUGUCUGGUACAACCUCAUAUGCAAAAAAGCCACAACAUGUCACAUGACUGAGAUUCUGAGAUGGGAUGUAGAAAUCUUGCUCCUGCCAUGUGAAACAAACAACACCAACUAAACAUCUCUUUACUAUUCCUCCUCUGGAGCGCCUUACUUUGGAAGCUGCGCCCUGGGAGGAUGGCUUUUAUUAGGAAGCCUUUCAAAAUAAUCUUGUUUUGACACUCCUCAUUUUGGACGGCUUUUUUUCUUUUGAAGCAACAACUUUACGCAUCAUUUUUUCUCCUGUAGAGAAACGUCAAUCGUGCUGCUGGGGAUUUUAUUUUGAAGCCUUGUUUUUCUUUAAAUACUAUAAAAAUGUGGGAACCGGCCUCUGUUUGGAUCAUUCCUGACAUCAAGCCUUCCCAUAUACAUUUUAAUUAGGAACAAUUGUCUAAAAAUGUCCAUUUAUCUCUGUUGUCCCUCUAUUUCUAAACACAUUUUUUUUUUACAGCUGUCUUUCUUCUAAUACCUAGUGAACAAAUUAAAUAUCAAGUGAACACUAACUUCAUCAUGGUACAUAACAACACUCCUUUAACUGUAAUGGCUUCAAAACUGAAGUUUUUUUAAAGUUCCUAUUACCUGACAAAGACAACAUUGAAUGUGAAAAAAGAAAACACUAAUUAACUAGUUAAUCAAUUAGUAGAUAAGCAUUUAGUCUAUGAAAGGGUAAAAAGAUACAUGUGAAAACUUCAGCUGUCUUGGUCAAUUAAAAUGAUAAAAAUCUGAGUUUACAGUACAUUCAUAUAAGACAAAGAAAAGCAGGAACUCUCAAUUGAUAGGCUAUAGUACGAGAAUAUUGGAAAUGCUUCACUUUGGGAACAUAUCUGAAAUGAUUAAUGGAUUCAUACAAUAGUUAAUUUAAUUAGUAUAAUAUUUCUGUCAAUUUAUUAAUUUGCUCUAAAUGAAACAUUUCUGCCUUGAAUAGAAGCUCCUGACAUACAUUGACUAAAUAUUUCUUUAUGGAUUACAUUCCCACACCCUUAAAAUAAGCCUUAACCUGCCUGGAACAAUUGUUGUAAAGAUUGCUUUUAUUUGAAUGUCUACAGAUGAAUGUUUUCCUUUUAAUAAUUGUGAAAAUAAUUAUAUGUCACAAGAAAUCUCACAUAAAAAGACCCACUCAAAUCAUUUCUACGUCAACGGCCAAAUAGGAGCAAAAAGGCUUCUUAUUGUAAGCUUGUUUUCAUGGGAAAUGAAUUUUGGAUUACUGUACAAGAACAUAAACAUUUAUAACUGUGAAUCACUCACACAGAUACACGUUUUUAAAACCCCUUUGAUACCAAUGAGUGAAAAGUCAUUUAUGAUAUUUAUUUAUUUGAUGCACUAAAACUUUGCAAAUAUAUUUAAUUUGUUUCCUUUGAUUCUUUUGUUUUAUUUCAAGAAAAAGGAGUUCUACUGUUGUUUUGAUACUGUAUAUAUAUUAUUAUUUUUGUUUUGUUACUUAUAUUAAAAUGCAAGGUUUGAAAGGGGCUAUGUUAUAUUUGAUGAAUGAGUGAACAUGUCAUAAAUAAUGAUUAUUAAAUUUGAGGUGUUGGUA